Molecule: messenger RNA, 1190 nt
Organism: Nematolebias whitei (Rio pearlfish)
Lineage: Eukaryota; Metazoa; Chordata; Actinopteri; Cyprinodontiformes; Rivulidae
Gene: mterf4
Product: mitochondrial transcription termination factor 4
Exons: 4
Coding region: 24-1088 (354 amino acids)
Biological process (GO): regulation of DNA-templated transcription
Molecular function (GO): double-stranded DNA binding
Source: RefSeq, a predicted model, not a curated record
AGCGUAAUACGAGCCGAACCAACAUGGCUACCCGUCUAGUACAUCCGAUUCUGUGGACUGUAAAAAAUGCCACCUUGCCAUUCAGUUGUGGCUACUUUAGGAGAUGCCACCUCCAGUUUUCAUGGCUCGGGUGCAGAUUUUUAUCCUCCGACGACCAGACUCCUUCACCAUCAACUCGGCACAACCAGAUUAUUUCUUCAUAUCAACCGGUAACCGAGCUGUCCGUCAGCUCACUGCUUGAUAUGGGAUUCACAGACUCGCAGGCCAAGCAUUUGUACGACUCCGUGUCUGGUAUCAAGGGAAGAAAGACUGACAAACAAGUUUUAUCAAUACUCACAGUGUUGUUCGUCCUGGGCCUCAACCCCAGCAGUGUGCAGCUCCUUCUGGACAAGUGUCCUGAACUUUACACUGUUAAAGACACACAGCUUCAGCAGCGCAUAACCUUCCUGCGGAAGCUAGGUCUGGUUGAAGGAAGUAUUCAGAGGACGGUGGUCCAUUGCCCAAAGAUCCUGACCGUGCCUGUGAAAUCAGUGAAAAGUACUGUGCAGUUUCUCAGAGAGAAGUGUCUGUUUACCACCAAGCAGAUCACAGAAAUCCUCAGAGACAGUCCAUCUGUAGUACUGGAGGCUCAAGAUCAGCUGGAGUACAAGUUCCAGUAUGUCUACUUCCGAAUGGGUGUCAAACAGGCAGAGAUGGUGAAGUGCAGGUUGUAUCGUUACACUUUGGAGGAUGUGCGCAAUCGACACGCUUUCCUGGAACGACGUGGCUUGUACCAAACCCCAGACAAAAAGGGACAAACUACCAUUAUCAACCCCAAGCUGGACAGUAUACUAAAAGUGGAUCAGGACACGUUUGUCAAAAGUGUCGCUCGCGCGUCGAAAGAGGAGUUUGACGUUUUUCGGAAACUACAGGCAAGAGAAUGUAAGGAAGAAGAGUUCGAACACAGCAGGGUCGAAGCACAAAGUGAUGAUGAAGAAAGUGACAGUGAUUAUGAUGAUUAUGAUGAGGAGGAGGAGGAGGAGGAGGAGAUUGGAGGAAAACGUGGAUAUCGUAAAAUAAAAAAUAAAUAUGCUGCUAAAAGAACAUAAUAUUAAAACUAAAAUGUGUUAUUGGGGAAAAUAAAACGUCUAUAACCGUAGCUGUGAAAAGCUGGGACAUUGUGUAAAACGUCAAUAAAAAAUUCAAUGAUU